Messenger RNA from Megalobrama amblycephala (Wuchang bream), 3515 nucleotides. RefSeq names its product CXADR like membrane protein b (gene clmpb). The coding region runs from base 586 to 1743 and encodes 385 amino acids. Gene Ontology annotation, cellular component: membrane; cell surface; cytoplasmic microtubule. The record is from RefSeq and is a predicted model, not a curated record. Lineage: Eukaryota; Metazoa; Chordata; Actinopteri; Cypriniformes; Xenocyprididae. The transcript is spliced from 7 exons.
GGGGGCAUUUUGCCUAUGUCACAAUAUGAGGUAAAUCGGGCCCUGCUUACACUGUGGUUUUUGCAUCCGCUUCCAUCAGAGCACAUGUGCUCUGCCCCUCUCCAUCCAGACAGUGCGAGUGUACUUCAGACUCUAGAGGUCUCCAUCCUUCAGCAUCCACACACGCGCUGUGCAUUCUUCUGCAUCGGCCACAGACUCAGAGAGAAAGAGAGGGAGGGAGGGAGAGAGAGAGACAGAAAGGGAGAGACAGAGGACACCGCGCAACGGCAACCUGAGACGCGUGUCCUCCCUCAGUGCGAACGGGAACUUUGAUGAUUUGACGGUGAAACCGAUGGAAACGUGGAGAUGAUGUUCCAGUCGUUGAUGAUGGAUUCGUCUUUCAGCAUGUCCAGCUAUGCUGUCCUUGUGCUCGUCUCCUAAUAGACUGCUGAUCCAUUUUUCUUUUCAAGUACUUCUGCUUUACUACAGCUUUUGUGAUUGAACACUUGAGUCGGUGUGAAGAACAGUGAAGGAAGCGGGGCGCAUUGUUUAUUUUUCGCAAUUUUUCAUUAUAUUAAAGGACUUCCAGUUCAUACGGGAUUCGUGAUGUCUGCAACAUACCGCUCCUUAUUCCUUUUGCUGUUGAGUUUGCUCUCGACUAGGGCUCAGACCGAGAUGAAGCGGGUUGUCGGGGACAACGCCACAUUGCCUUGCCAUCACCAGUUCUGGCAGUCGAAUGGACAAACACUGGACAUCGAGUGGCUCCUGCAGAAACCCAAUGUCAAACAGCGUGUGAUCAUCACAUUCUUCAACAAUGAGGUCUACACCAACGACAACCAUGCCAGUCGUCUGUCCUUCGCGGGGGACUACCUGAACGGAGACGCCUCUCUCCUGAUCAGUGAUCUGCAGCUGACAGACUCUGGAGAAUACCACUGUAAGGUCAAGACCGGCGGCAAAUACCACUGGAGCCAAGUCAACCUCAUUGUGCUGGUGAAGCCCUCCAAACCCCGGUGCUGGAUGGAGGGCCGGCUUCUGGAGGGCAGUGAUGUGAAACUGAGCUGUAAGUCUUCAGACGGAUCUGACCCCAUUCAGUACAAAUGGGAGAGAGUACUGGAUAAAGGCAAGAGUGUGGGAAAACUGCCUCCCCUCGCCCUCAUCGAUCUGAAGAACCCAGAGAUCGUGACCUUGAGGAACUUGACGCAGGACAGCUCCGGGGUCUACAAAUGCACGGCCAGCAACGAUGUAGGAGAGGAGAACUGUAUCAUCGAGGUCACAAUGCAAUAUGUGCGAGGCAUGGGUGUUGUGGCUGGUGCUGUGGUUGGCGUUUCAUUCGGAGUUCUGCUUCUCAUUCUCAUCAUCUGGCUGGUCUUCCGCAAGAAGGAGAAGAAGAAAUAUGAGGAGGAGGAGACACCUAAUGAGAUCAGGGAGGAUGCAGAAGCUCCAAAAGCCAAGCUGGUGAAGCCCAACUCCCUCUCCUCGUCCCGCUCUGGCAGCUCCCGCUCCGGUGCUUCCUCUACACAGUCCAUGGUGCACAACAGCGUAGCCCGAGGUCAACGUCCACGGCCACCCGCUGUCGCCGCCCUCAAGGAGAACGGACAGCCCCACGGCUUCCCGCAGUCUCCCCCGGCCUACACGCAGGUCGUGGCUAAAACCCCAGAACCCCCUGCCACCCCAAAAUUCAGACCCCCCAACCCUCCGGUGGGCAUGGCCAUCCCGGCGGGAGUCAUGGUCCCGGCUCAAAGCAAGGCCUUUCAGACAGUGUAGAGAGUAAAGGAAACGCAGCCUGAUGCAGGCAUCUGUACAAGACACCCACAGUGACUCUUCCAAAAGUUGCAACUACGAUUGGAAAAAAUACACACACACACACACAAAAAAAAACAAAAAACUAUAAAAUAAAAACAUAAUUAAAGGAUGUAAGUCAAAAUAAAAUCAAUCAUAUAAAAUCUAAAAAGUUGAAUGCAUAUUUACAAGGGAAAAUACACAAUGCUUGCCCCCUUCUGAUGUAUUAAAAGAAAACAAGACAGGAACUAAAGAACAAGAAUUUUUUAUUCUCAUUCUUUGGUUCUCUCUCCUUCUGAUCUCAUGGCACAGUCUGACCCUUUUUUAACAUUAUUUGCUUCUCUUUUUGAACUCUUAAAGGCUUUGUGGGCGGUGGGGUGGAAAGAGUUCCCCAAGUGCAGUUUAUUUAUUUAUUGAAUCAGAGAGGUUAAAGGGCCAAGAGCAGGCUGGGUUGAUGAAACACGAUGGGGAGUGGAAGGUCCAGCGACUGCCCCUAUGAAGAGAAAUGAAGGAAGAACCUGUUGAUAGCGAGGGGGCGGCUCCGGGAAUACAAACUAUCUAUAUCUUAUUUGCAAAGUUCCCAUCCAUUUUUUUGCAGAAUGCAAUGCAAUCAUUGACCAUGACCCAGACAUCAAAAUCAAAGGCAAUCUUAUCAAUACCUUAACAAACCACUAAGAAGAAGAAAACUUGAAGUGAUUGGAAAAGAUGACUCCUCGAUGGACAUUCCAGUGGAUGACAGCAUGUCACUGAUGUAGCGGCAUAGAGAGACUUUAAUGGUUCAGUUAAUGCAGAACACACUGUGGGGUGAAUUCACUAAAUGGUUGCGCUAUACCUUAACGUGCUAUAUUUCACAAAAACCACCCACUGUCCAGUUUAACUGUAUUUAAAUAAUGUCGUUGUCAUUUGUGUUUUUUGUGCAAACCUAAAAACGAAAGUAAAUUAGACAGAUUAUUGUACCUUUUCACCAAAAAUCAGUGCUACUAUAUUUGCCUGCCGCAAAGUUUUGCUAUUACUGCCUACAGAAAGUAGACGGUAAAAGAAAUGCAUAGGAAAUUUUCUUGCAAAUGACUUCAAAUGAUGAUUAAAUGAUGGUGAAGAGCAUUUUAUCCCAAAGUGUCAUGUAGUCGAGCGCACUUUUCAGAUGCAUAGAGUUCCUGUAUGUAAAUUCCCAGUAAAGUAUGCCAGAUUACGGUAGUCUGCUGUAUCCUUCACAACCUAGAACUCAGAACGACCUGCGUAAAUGUAGCGUGCAAACUAUUGCAACUAUUAUGUGAUUUGGAUAACCUGGUUAAUGAAUUAGUGAAUUAGAUGUUAAAACAAUGUGGGUGCAAUUGAUUCUUGGUGAAUUCCCCCUGUGUGUCAACUAAGUGAACGUGAUUUCACCCAGUACAACAUGUUCCUGGAUCAAAAUCCUUGUUGAUCCAGAAACAACAUUCCAAUCAACCAAUAAGAUUUGAGGGAUAGGUUUAUAGUUAUUGUUUAGGCUUACAACAAGGGUUAGGGGCUUCUACACCAUUCUUAUCUCUAAAAUCAGAGGGAAAUGAAGUGAAUAAUGGCGCUUUUCCACUGCGUGGCACAACUCUGCACGGCUCGCUUUACUUUCGGUUUGCUUUUCUGGUUCAGUACCGCAGUGGUACUAAAGUAUUGUUGCGCCGCUUCUACUGCCGUGGAUCCGCACCUCGGCUACCAACGAGAGGAACAUCUGCACUUCGUCUACUGAGCACGAUACGGCCGAUGGUCGCUUAAAGCAAGUCGUU